AAGAUUAACUCGCCAAGAAGCCCUCGUCGUCUCGUCUUGCUCCGCCCCGUCAAGCGUCCGACGCCUGGUCUCCCUCUCCUGCACCCGGACAAGUGGGGCCUCCUCCCUCCGUACUGUUACCCCCGGAGCCACCGGUCCUCCUCCUCCGCCUCCAGAUGCUGCGCCGUCUAUUCUCCCUCCGUCGCCGCCCGAGGUAGUGGUGAGAAAGAGGAGGUCUUCAAGUUUACGGAGGCCGCCAAGAGGGAGAACUUGCUGCCCCUCUACCAAACAAUAUUCUUCGAUCACCUGAUGCCGGUGCUCGCUUACCGCUGUCUCGUUAAGGAGGACGACUGGGCAGCCCCGAGCUUCCUCUUCGAGUCGGUGGAGCAAGGCUCCAGUGGAAGCAAUGUGGGCCGUUACAGUGUGGUGGGAGCGCAGCCGGCCAUAGAGAUUGUGGCCAAGGAAAACAUGGUCACGGUUAUGGACCAUGAGUCAGGGCGGAGAACGGAGGAGUUCGUUGAGGAUCCCAUGCAAAUCCCCAGAAAGAUCAUGGAGGGCUGGAAGCCACAGCUCAUCGACGAGCUUCCAAAUGUGUUUUGUGGUGGAUGGGUGGGAUAUUUUUCAUACGACACCAUGCGAUAUGUAGAAACAAAGAGGCUUCCAUUCUCCAAUGCUCCAGAAGAUGAUAGAAACCUUCCUGACGUUCACUUAGGUCUCUACAAUGAUGUCAUAGUGUUUGAUCAUGUGGAAAAGGUAUCUUUCUUUUCACCUUGAUAACUGCAUGGAAGCUUCACGAGGUAACAUGUUCUAAUUUACUUUGACACUUUUCAAGAUGACUUUGGGUUUUAGGGCAUCAACCAUGCUAGCACAUCACAAGCCCAUCCCUUUUCCCAUGUUAUCUUUUAUCAAAGUGGCAAUUUGAUAUAAAUUUAAAAAAUACCACUAGGAUAAUCAACUCUGAUUCUUUACAAGUAACUAAUGAUGAAGAAGCACAUGCACCAAUAGAUGCAUGCAUAAAUUAGACGUGACUCUAUAUUAGUUGUUAAAUUAUGUGUUAGAUUCUUGCUUCAGUGGUAACAUCCAUUGAUACAUGAAAACAUAUUAUUCUAUUAAAAAAAGCAUAACAGCCAUUUAGUUAAAAAAAAAGGUUAAAGAAGCUUUAGGAGAAAGUUUGGAACAAUUCUUGAAAGGCAUCGCCUAGAUAAGUGGAUAUCAUUGGAAUAUCUUCUUCGCAGUGUUUAUGCUUAUAUAAUUUACAUCAAUAUUAAGUAUACUAUUGCAGAAUUGUGUUUCAAUUUGGUUCAUUUGCUUAUUUUUUGUGACUUAAAGAUGAAGGCAUUUCCCUUAACAACCAUGCACUUAUCCUUCUGUAGAACUUACCAUAUUUAGUGUCCUGAGGGUUGCUCUUUGGUUCCAUGUGCUUGAUAUGCAUGACCAGCCAUGUAGAUUUCCUAACCUGCUAACUCCACUUCUAAGUAAUAUGGAAGGCCCUCAUCUUUGGCAAUAUUUACCUCAACUGGGAACUUAGCUUCACUUCUUGCAGCACUGCUGUCUGGUUGAGAGUCAUCUCUCAAAGCUCAAUGUGUUCUAACUUGAUUUAUAAAGCUAACCUCAUCUAAUCGGAAUAGAUUUUUGAUAAAAUAUAUUCUUUUCAAAAGCUUUUAAGCAUGAAAUUAUCUUAUUCUAUCAUGUGUGGUGCUGAAUUUAAUGAACGAUUGAUCGCUCCAAGUGAAGUGGAAAAGCUCUUAGGUCCAUCUUUUAAUGCAUUGGGCUAUUUUUAGGAGGUUGACGUGGUAGGCAUGCCCUCCACAGCUUAUUCUCAUAACCGUUGGAUGUCCAUUAGGAAGUUGGGAGGGCAAGACUUCAUUUUUAUUUGGAUGUCCAUUAGGAAGUUGGGAGGGCAAGACUUUAUUUUUAUUUGAGUUAGAUCCUUAACAAAGUCUAGCAACGGGCAGGUGGCAACUGAAAGGAAAUAAUAGUUGACAGACCAAGUUUAACGGAUGCAAGAUCCAUGAAUGAAAAAUAUAAUGGGCAAUGCAAGAAGAUAUAAUAAUGCAAAUAACAAUAU
Messenger RNA from Phoenix dactylifera (date palm), 2047 nucleotides. NCBI's taxonomy places the organism in Eukaryota, Viridiplantae, Streptophyta, Magnoliopsida, Arecales, Arecaceae. The record is from RefSeq and is a predicted model, not a curated record.